This is a messenger RNA of Schistosoma intercalatum, 1224 nucleotides long. Lineage: Eukaryota; Metazoa; Platyhelminthes; Trematoda; Strigeidida; Schistosomatidae. The record is from the annotation of a GenBank genome assembly.
AUGUCUAUGCGUUUGUUAUUUGUCGUUUUGUAUACUUUCGUUCUUUGGAAAGUGGUCCAUCUUGAAAAUGCAAGUGAAGUUUAUUUCGAACCAAAGUCAGUUCAUCUUCAGUCAGGUGGAUUUAGAAAAAUAUACAUAGGAUUAAAGGGUACAGCAGAACAUGAUAUUUUUAUUGAGUUUCAAUAUUGGGACCGAAAUGGCUCUGUAAUUUCACUAAAAGAACCAAAUCAUUCUGUUAUUCGGCCCGUUAAUAACGUAACCAUAAGAAAGAUGCAAUCGGAACCUUCGAAUUUCACCGUUUUUGCAAAAACACCUGGUUAUAUAUACUUGGGAAUAAAGCCUGCUCCAAACGUAAACAUUGUGAACUCAGGUAAACCUAUUUUUUCUGUAACUGUGGUGCAUUUUCAUUGGUUAAAUACAUUUCAAAUUGUGAUUGGCUGGAUUUAUUUUGCCGCUUGGACAGUUUCAUUCUACCCUCAGUUCUUUUUGAACUGUAGACGAAAAAGUGUGGUUGGAUUCAAUUUCGACUUUGCUGUGUUGAAUGUGAUCGGAUUUUUAUUCUAUAGUAUCUACAAUAUUGGUUUAUACUGGAUCCCACUUGUUCAGGAUCAAUAUUUGCAAAGAAAUCCUUUGGGAUCAGUACCAGUACUAGAGAAUGAUUUGGCAUUUGCAUUUCAUGCAUUUCUAAUUUCUUUAUUAACAGCUUUACAAAUAUUAUGUUAUGAGCGUGGUGGUCAACGUGUAUCAAAGACAUGUAUAGGAAUAAUAAUAUUAAUCAUUAUCUAUACGAUAAUUGUUUGUAUAUUAGGCGGAGUUCAUUACAUGGAAUGGUUAGAUACGUUCUACUUAUUAUCUUAUGUUAAACUAUUUAUCUCAUUCAUUAAAUAUGCACCUCAGGCUUUAAUGAAUUUUCGUCGCAGGAGUACAGUUGGUUGGAGUAUAGGUAAUAUUAUAUUAGAUUUCACUGGAGGGAUUCUAAGCAUUGCACAAAUGUUGAUUAUAGGAUACAAUACGGAUGAUGUUAGUAGUAUAACUGGAUCACCAAUCAAACUUGGAUUAGGUAUUUUAUCGAUUGGAUUUGAUAUUUUAUUCAUGGUACAACAUUGGUGUUUAUAUCCAUCAUCAACAUCAUCAACAACAGCAUCCUCCUCAUCGUCAUCAUCAUCAGUAACUCCUUCAUCACAGUCAUCAUCAGAGAAACCAAACAAAUCUGAAAAAGCGUAA